This is a messenger RNA of Psilocybe cubensis, 570 nucleotides long. RefSeq lists its product as uncharacterized. Lineage: Eukaryota; Fungi; Basidiomycota; Agaricomycetes; Agaricales; Agrocybaceae. The coding region runs from base 1 to 570 and encodes 189 amino acids. The record is from RefSeq and is a predicted model, not a curated record. The transcript has 6 exons.
AUGGCAAGAGUACAGCUCCUUUCAAUUGCUUCUUUAUCAGGCCUCUUUAACCUCAAUGCUGUCUAUCUUACUGGAUAUGCAUGGCUCUUCGGCAUGUCCGUGUGGGUAACUUUCUUUGGAGGCAUCAUCGCGUACAGGGCUCUUCCACGUCAUCAGUUCGGUGCUCUGCAACACAAAACUUUCCCGGUCUAUUUUGUGUUGUCCAUGCUGCUUUCGUCGGGCCUUAUGGCUAUAUGGACCUUCAAACACCCAGACAUCCUAGUCUAUCUAGCUCGUCCUAAUGUCGCUGACGUGGCCCAAUUCUAUGCUCUUGCCACUGUAUUUUCCUCGCAAGCACUGAACUAUUUUGUCAUUGGGCCUUUGACUAGCAAGACCAUGUUCCAGAGGCAACGGCUUGAGAAAGAAGAAGGCAAAGUUUACAAUGAUCCGGGUGUUUCCGACGAAAUGAAGGCCUUAAAUCGUCGUUUUGGUUCGUUACAUGGCAUCAGUUCACUGGCCAACCUCGGGGCAGUUCUAGCGUUGGGUUUCCAUGGCUUAUGGAUUGGCAACGCUGGCGUAAAAGGAUAUUGA